GCGUCGAGUUCAGGGCGAGCGGAGAGGAGCAGCGAGGAGCGGAGGAGCGAGCGGUGACCAUAGACUGUGACCGCGGGCUGUGCGUCUGUGCAGGGCCGUGCGCGCUGCGGGACCCACGGCGGGGAUUUGACAUUUGAGCACCGACGCGCACCGCCUCUAUUCAACUGUUCUUUUCAUCUUUUUGACUUUUCUCUUGCCAUGUCCAUGUGUUAUCGACGUGAGAGGAUUGAACUUGCCAGCAGUCUAUAUUUGCCCAGUAGGGAAGCCAAUGCAAGGGCUGGCUGUCUCGUUGGAGUGGAGUAUUAUUAGCGCUACAGACAACUGUCCUUCUGAUUAUGUUCCUUCACCAUUCGAAGUAAAAAGCAGACGUGUUUCCUCUCUAAAUUAUUUUUGCUGUACCAUAAAACACUGAGCUCCCAUGCUGGCGGACAGGCACUCUCCACUCCACAUCUUUAGUCAUGCCUGCUACAAAUCCUGCACGGAGACAGACACCUGCUCCAAAGAGGGGCAGCCAGAAGGCGAUAAGCACCAGGAGGCAAACCGCUAACUCGAAUAAAACCAGAGGCAGACCUGCGAAAAGGGCUCAGGAUGCACCAGCUGAACCCAAAGGAACUACACCGAGACAGGCAGGAAAAAGCCCACGUGGACGAAAGGCAAAUGGGCCUAAUGUGGACUCCAGAGGGACCCCUAGUAAAGCGAAGGCGAAACAGCAAAAUGAUGCACCAGCGAGAGGAGGAGAUGAGGAGAGCAACCAGGGGAGGCGGAAGUCAUUACGGGGCACGCAGGCAGCUAUAACUGUCAGCCAGAUUUCUAAACCAGCUUCUAGAGGAGGACGAAGAGGCAAUUCAGGGAGGGGAGCAGCCUCACAAGCUAAGUUGGCACGUAAAGAACCCCAAGAGAGUAGCAGCAGUUGUCCAAAUAGGGAAGAAGAAACCAAAAUAAUCGACAAAUGUGACGCUGAGGACAUCCCUGUAUCUCUGAAAACAACUUCCGAGCUCCAGGCGAAGGUCAAAGAUCAAGAUGUAAACAAUGCUAAAGAGGCAAGCCCCUUAAAAGCAGAUACCCCACCUUGCACUGACACACUGGAGGACUUUUUACCAGGCAGCAGUGACAGCACUACAACCGACAGAGACGGAGCUACACGUGUUGAAAAUAAUGAGGACAAGUUAAGGUGUGAGGCCGCCGUCCCGACUGGCGAGGAUGAUGGACAGCCAAGGCUCUGCAGUGAUGAUGCCAAAUUCAGCGCGUCGGAGAUUGAGCCUCUAACAAAUCAAGCGCUUCUCACAGAUGACAGCUCUCCCUCCGCUGGAAGCCAUCGUGUUGACAGCGAAGCAGAGGCCAGAUAACCCUACAGCUGAGGUGGAGCAAAAAGAAGAAGAAUCAAAAAUAGUGGAGAAAAAGGAAGGAGCAGAAAAGGCGAAAGAGGAUUUACAGAAGAAUGAGGAAGUAAUUGACAUGGAAGUUGAGAAAGAGAUAUGUAAGGAGCCAACUCAAGAACACACCACUUUGGAGAUUGACAAGAUAGAUAAAGACAAAGAAGAAUUUAAAUGCAGCACAGAAAAUCGUUUACACUCUAGUGAUGGUGAUGAGUCUGCAGUGAGUUCUGAGUUCUCCAAACCAAAAAGUCCUCCUCUUUCUCCUUCCAGUGUGGCACCUGUCUCAUAUUCAACUACCUCAGCGUGCACCAAAGCUCUUCCCUCUCCACAACAUCUGAAUCUGAGUAAAACGGGAGUCCAUCUUAGCACUGAAGGAAACAUAGAUCUUUGCUGCGUAUCUGCUAAUCCAACUCCUUCUGUGAUAAGAAACACUCCAGUUAUUAUCUGCAACAAAUCUGUCAGACCAAAGGGGCUAUGGGAACCACCCCUAAUGCAUAACUUGGAUUCUCCCGAGAUGGUCAGACAUGCCAAAGAUAGUAAAUCCUGUCAGGAGACCCACCACCACCAAGAACAAUCCCAGGUGUCCACAUCAUUGUCCGCACUUCCUCACUGUAGCACAGCUGGGGUCGGGUCUAACUCAGCCGAAGAUAGAAAUGCAGCCCCAGAGCAAGAUGCGGCGCCAAAAGUGAUUUCAACCUCUAUUUUCGAUGGCAGCUCGGUAUUCUCGUACAGCUCCGAAAGCACGCGUUCCUCUUUGUCUUUUGAUACCGAAUCGGGCACGGAGGAGGGGUACGAGGGAACUCAGAGCCCCUCCGUCCUGCUCGGGCCUGGGAGAGGAGAAGGGGAGGGUGGUGAUGUUCCCCAGAGGAAGGAGAGGAAGAAGAGGAGCAGGUGUGGAGCAUGUGAGCCUUGCCUGAGGAAAAUCAGCUGUGGCCGGUGUAGCUGUUGCCUGAACCGGAGGACAGGGCACCAGAUUUGUAAACUGAGAAAGUGCGUGCAGCUGAGGAAAAGGAGAGCUCGGCCUUUGCUGUCUUCUGGAGCUAAGGUGGCUCCAAAAACCUGGCCGGUCAAUGGCAAAACUCACAUGGAUGCCUCCCAGCCAGCAGCAGCAGAGGAAGAUGGGGAGGAAGAUGAUAAUAUACCUCAAAUUCACAUCAACAUCAACAAUAAUCACCAAUACGCUUCAAAUCCUGCACUUCCAAGGGGUGAACCAGCCUGUAACGGACUUCACCAACCCUUCUCUGUAACUCUACAAAAUGGCUGCUCUAAGACAAAAACUCAAGGUGCUAACAUGAUAACAGGGUGCUAUCUCGAACCCCCAAAAAGCACAGUGACUUCCAAUGAACCUCCAAGGACGAUUAUAACUAUGGUUCCAAAAAACGGACUCAAGACUCCACCUGAGGACUUCACGGUUCCUCUGAAAAAGAUCAAAACGGAGGAACCUUGGUUGUGGUUCACGGAGCAGGCCACGAAACGCCUGCGAGAUGUUGAAGAAGUUUGCGAAGAUCCGUUGUCAACUUUGGCUGCGGUGGUUUGCUUGUCAGUUACGGAGAGAAAGGGACUCGAGGAUAAAAUAUUCGGUUCGCGUUCGAAUAUUUUGCGAUCCAUCAAAACUGAACCACCAGAUUUUCAUUUCCAGAAAGAGAAUGAUCUGAAGACUCCUCAGCUUGUGCAAGGAACAUCUCAGCCUAUUAAAACUGAGCCUACGCAAAAAGAGUUGCUCCCAAGCGUGCAAUCUUUAGCCGAAAAGCGGAAUUUAAGUUUUGAUCAGGCAAUCGCUAUAGAGGCCUUGACUCAACUGGCAGCUCUACCUCAAAACACCACCGCAGCCAUUAAAACUGAAAGUAACUAUGAACAUCCAGUUUCAAAACUAACCGAAGCUAAACCAGCAUUUAACAAAGUCUCUGUUAUAAGCUCACUCAAAACAUCAGUAAUACGACCACCAAUAGCAAGGCAAGGCAAUGUUAUUCAAUGUAAGAAAAUAGAACCAUUUCAGGUCAUAAAGUCAGAGUUUACCAUUAAAAAGGAAGUGGGUGAGGAUGGAAUUGUAGCGAAACCAAGACGCAACCGAGAUGAGGAGGAGGUAGCGGCGCAGCUUGCGGACUUAGCGUUCAUUAUCCAAGCUAGACACAACCAGCAGUCUGAGAACAAUCCGCCGAGGGGGACGCCUGUGUCUGCUAUAAAAUACAACUUCAACGCCUCGGCAUUAAACGCUAACCAGAAAAAGGCCAAAAUCACACCUACCAGGCAGAGAAAAAAGAAAACGAAAGAGGAAGGAGCCAAUCGGAGAACGCCAUUGUCGAAGAGAAACGGGGAGACGCCGAACAAGAAGAGAGGUCCGAAAAUACAGCUACAGGGGCUGAACCAUAAAAGGAAGCUGUUUCUACCACAAGCUCAAAUCGAUGUCAAGAAAUAUUUGGAAGAAGCACAAGAACAAAAAGGGCAGUUUAUACAAAAUGGAACAGCACAGUUUGGGAAUUCAGAAUGUUCUAGUCAAAUGAGACAAAACCAACCGCAGUGCCUAGCUAAUGGACAGCUCAACCAUAGUCAUUAUAAUGGGUGUUUGUCUGGACACAUGGGACUAGAUCGGGACAUCUACACUCAUCCAAACUCCUUACCCCAUCAUAGUUUAGUCAAUGGAUUUUCAGACUCCAGAAACUCACCUCCUCCCAGUCAACAGAAUUAUUAUAAGCUUGAGCACUCAGGCCCUGUUACAGUUUUGUCCACUAGCGCAGAUCUAGGAGGGGACAUGGGCCAUUCUGCAGAGUCAACUCCAUCCAAACACAGCGUCAACAGCUUCCUGGAGUCUCCCGGCAGCUUUCUGGACACGCCCACCAGGAACCUGCUCACCACGCCAUCGAAGAAACUUAGUGACCUUCCUUCAUGCCACUGUGUCGAUCAAAUCAGCGAGAAAGAGGAAGGCCCGUACUACACACACCUGGGGGCGGGGCCUAGCGUAGCGGCCGUGCGGGAGCUGAUGGAGAACAGAUACGGGGCCAAAGGGAGCGCAGUGAGAGUGGAGGUUGUGGUUUACACGGGGAAAGAAGGACGCAGCUCCCAGGGCUGUCCCAUCGCCAAAUGGGUGAUCCGUCGGGGCAGUGAGGAGGAGAAGCUGCUGUGUCUGGUGCGUCAGCGUCCAGGGCACUACUGUGACAGUGCAGUGCUGGUGAUCCUCAUACUUGCCUGGGAGGGGGUCCCUCGGCCUGUGGCAGACCACCUGUACAGAGACCUGACAGAUACUCUCUUUAAAUACGGCUCUGCCACCAGCCGCCGCUGUGCUCUGAAUGAAGAUCGUACAUGUGCGUGUCAGGGGCUGGACCCAGACACAUGUGGGGCCUCCUUCUCUUUCGGCUGCUCCUGGAGCAUGUACUUCAACGGCUGCAAAUUUGCCCGUAGUAAAGUACCACGCAAGUUCAGACUCCAGGGAGACUCCCCCGAGGAGGAGGAGCGAGUGGAGAAUAAUCUGCAGGGCCUGGCCACAGAGCUGGCUCCUCUGUACAAGAGACUGGCUCCUGAGGCCUACCACAACCAGAUUGAGAACGAGUCUUCGGGGCAGGACUGCCGUCUGGGCUGGAGGGAGGGCCGGCCCUUCUCUGGGGUCACGGCCUGUGUGGACUUCUGUGCACACGCUCACAAAGACACACACAACAUGAACAACGGCAGCACUGUGGUUUGCACUUUAACCCGAGAGGAUAACCGAGCUGUGAGGAACAUCCCAGAGGACGAGCAGCUCCACGUCCUGCCUCUGUACAAGAUCUCAGACAGAGACGAGUUUGGACAAGCCCAGGGUCAGUGGGCCAAGAUCCAGAGUGGAGCCCUGCAGGUGCUGUCCUCCUUUCCCAGAGAGGUGCGCAUGUUGGCGGAGCCAGUAAAGUCUGCGCGUAAGAUAAGACAGGAGGCUCGACUCAGGGCCCAGGCUGAGCGUCUGGAGAAGAAACUGGGCCUGAGUCCUCUCACUCCCAAAGUGAAACCAGAGCCCAACAGCAAAGUUGCAGACCCUUACUACAGCUCUUACAAAGUGCCCCCUCGCCCUGCCAGCGUGGACCAGUACCCCCCUGAGAGGCCCUAUGUCCCCAGCACUUACAUCCAAAGCACCAGCACCACCUACCCCAACUCCAGCCCCCAGAGAAAGGUCUACACCCCGGACCCCCAACUCUACCGGACCCCCAACGGCUACCCUCCCGGCUCCCCCUUACACAGAAUACCUCCUCAUCAACUUCACGUUCAAAACUGAGCCUAGAGAGGUGCAUUGCUCCUCCCCCAGAGAUUACGCCCUGCCCGCUUCCUCCUUUUCGCCGCAGCCUACCUCUGAAGGCCUCUUUAGCAGGCUCAACGGAGUCCACCACGCCAUCUUAGCCACGCCCCCUC
Molecule: messenger RNA, 5744 nt
Organism: Boleophthalmus pectinirostris (great blue-spotted mudskipper)
Lineage: Eukaryota; Metazoa; Chordata; Actinopteri; Gobiiformes; Gobiidae
Gene: tet1
Product: tet methylcytosine dioxygenase 1
Exons: 12
Coding region: 1288-5610 (1440 amino acids)
Biological process (GO): positive regulation of transcription by RNA polymerase II; oxidative demethylation
Cellular component (GO): nucleus
Molecular function (GO): DNA 5-methylcytosine dioxygenase activity; DNA binding; zinc ion binding
Source: RefSeq, a predicted model, not a curated record